Erinaceus europaeus (western European hedgehog) is the source of this 248-nucleotide messenger RNA. Its product is annotated as voltage-dependent N-type calcium channel subunit alpha-1B-like. Gene Ontology annotation, cellular component: voltage-gated calcium channel complex; neuronal cell body; membrane. The record is from RefSeq and is a predicted model, not a curated record. Bases 9 to 245 code for a protein of 78 amino acids. The transcript is spliced from 2 exons. Gene Ontology annotation, molecular function: high voltage-gated calcium channel activity. Gene Ontology annotation, biological process: chemical synaptic transmission; calcium ion import across plasma membrane. Lineage: Eukaryota; Metazoa; Chordata; Mammalia; Eulipotyphla; Erinaceidae.
UCGAGUAUAUGAUCCUGGCCACCAUCAUCGCCAACUGUAUCGUGCUGGCGUUGGAGCAGCACCUCCCCGACGGGGACAAGACACCCAUGUCCGAGCGGCUGGAUGACACGGAACCUUACUUCAUCGGCAUCUUCUGCUUCGAGGCAGGCAUCAAGAUCAUUGCAUUGGGCUUUGUCUUCCACAAGGGUUCCUACCUGCGCAACGGCUGGAACGUCAUGGAUUUCGUGGUGGUCCUUACAGGGUAGGUG